AUGGAGGGCAACCCCGCCGAAGAAUGUAUGUUGGAUAUGCCAAAAGAAAACGAGGAUGUCAUAAGGAGUAAUACGGGUAUUUACGUUGUCCUAGAAAGGCUUGGAAAGGGCACAUUUGGUGCAGUAUUUCGCGUUCGCCGUGCACAAGACAAUAGCGAAUUAGCGAUGAAGUGUGAAUCAUGCAAAUCAAGAAAGCAGAUAAUCAAACAUGAAGCCAAGGUUUUCGAAAGUCUGAAGCAGGUGAACUCACCCCACUUUUUGCAUCUAUUGGAUCGUGGAAAAGUAGCAGGACGCUUUAAUUUCAUUGUUAUGAAAUUGGUGAGGUUUCUUCUUAUUUGCGAAGACAUUAGUUACAUAUAGAG
Cylicostephanus goldi is the source of this 362-nucleotide messenger RNA. NCBI's taxonomy places the organism in Eukaryota, Metazoa, Nematoda, Chromadorea, Rhabditida, Strongylidae. The record is from the annotation of a GenBank genome assembly.